AUGCACAGCGCUUUCGACGGUCAAUUCGUCAAGCAAGACGAGAGCGAGACUCAAUACAAGCCAUAUUUGAAGAUGUCUAGUAGAAAUGUACGCAAAGUAUUUGGUGAUAACCGUCUGCCAGAGCCCUGUGAGGAUUCAGAUGAUGAUUUUGAACCUCUAUAUGCAAAGAAUACAGCUUCUAAGUUCACUUAUGAAGGGCUUGAGUUGAGCUCACAUUCUGAAAAAGAGCAAGAGCCAUCAGAAUCGGAAUCAGUUGAAGAGGUUGAACCCCAGCCAGAAACAAGCAAGAAGAAAAAUAAACGAAAAAAGAAAAAACAAAAGAAAGCUAAAGAGGCAGCAAAAGUUGAAGAUGGAGAGGAUGAAAUAGACAAGUCGCUAAAGGAGAUCAAUGCGUUGAUGGGCGCCCCGCCGGCUGCGGCGCCGGCCGCGUCGCAGGAGCUGCCGCCGCAGACCCUCAUCCCCGACGUGCUGCUCGUGCAGCAGAAACACUUGAACGUCGCCAAUGAGAUGAAGAAAAUGUUCGGGGCUGAACCCGCUGAAGAGAGAAACAAACGGGGGAAUCGCCAAGCACAACUCCGAAUUAAAAAAAAACCAUCAUUGUUCCGGCUGUCCAUGUCGAUGACCCGCAAGUGGGACGGGUGCGCGCACUUCACGUUCGACCACAGCAAGGAGUACCGGCACAUGCACCAGCGGCUGCUGCAUCUUGUCUACGUGGGCCGCCGGCAGGGCUGGCCGCAGGCCGCCAUCGAGGAGGAGCAGCGCCACAUGCACGUCGAGGCCAUGCUCGAGAGUGCAGACAUGUUGUUCCAAAUAGAAGAAUACACCGCAGCCAACACACUGGUCGAGCGUGCUAUAGCCUACAUGCAGUUCGUCGCUCAUCCCUCAUUUCAGCUUGCAGAUCCCCGAACGCGACUGCUAUACGCGUACAUGGAAAACAGAACAUUCCACGUCGCUGUACUAAAAUAUAUCCACUUGCUAACGAAUCGGGCUUGCCAUCGCACAGCACUAGAACUAGCAAAGAUGCUGUUGAACCUCGACCCGUCGGACCCGCUGGCCGUGCUGCUGGUUAUUGACACGCUAGCGCUGCGCGCGCGGGAGCACCAGUGGCUGAUCGACGCUGUCGACCACUGGGCCAAGGAGAGAGACGCCGGGUUCCUGUUUAGCAUACAGUAUUCUUAUGCUAUGGCGCAUUUCCAUGUUGCUACUAAAAAUAAAGAGGACACGGGCAAGGCGGACGGGCUGCUGCAGGCGGCCAUGCUGCGGUUCCCGGCGGUGGUGCUGCGGCUGCUGGAGUGCGCGUCCGCGCCGCCCGGCGCGCGCCUGCAGGCCUGCGCGCUCUUCGCCACCAUCGCCGAGACCAAAAUCACGAAGAACCUAAAAGAGCUGAUUCUACUGUACGCGAAACUGACGUGGUCAAAGUGGCGUGAGCCGGCCGUGUUCGACUGGCUGCAGCGCAACGCCAACGAAAUCGCUGAGAAAUACGACAAGGACCCCGCCACACAGGAACGAGCGAAGGCGCUGGCGAACGAGCAGCUGAACCUGUUCCGCAGCUGGCCGGACGAGGUCAUCCGCCAUCUCUGCGUCAUCAAGCCCAUGGCCAACCUCCUGGUUGAUGGGGCGGUGCCUCAAGUGACGAACCUAGUCUCCGCGGACCCGUCUCCGCCGCUGCACGGUGUCAACCGCUACCGCUACACGUUCGGACCGCCGGCCGCCACCUCCGCGCACUCCGACCUGCGCCUGCUGUUUGACGCGCUCCUGCCCACUUACGCCGACCUGCCGCAGCAGCCCGAUACUGCUAUAUUCUGUAUCAUCGCAACUGAGUUCUGCGAACGGUUUUCAUUUUGCGGCUUGCGAACUAUUCUUUCCCUUUACUUGAGGAAUGUCCUGUGCCUGCACGAAAAUGCAGCCACAGUUGUGUAUCACAUAUUCAUAAUGCUGUGCUACACUAUGCCCUUAGCAGGAGCGAUACUAGCGGAUAACUUCCUGGGAAGAUACAAAGUAAUACUUUACUUCUCCAUCAUUUAUUUCUUCGGAACCAUACUGACAUGUUGUUCAGCUAUACCUUUGCUUAAGCUGCCACCUACUGUGACGUCCAUGAUCGGGCUCGCGCUGAUCGCCGCGGGCACGGGUUGCGUGAAGCCCUGCGUGGCGGCCUUUGGUGGCGAACAGUUCCGGCUGCCCGAGGAAGAGCGUCAAUUGCAACGUUUCUUCUCGACGUUCUACUGCACGGUGAACCUGGGCGGGUUCAUGGGCAUGGUGCUGACGCCGGCGCUGCGCCGCGGCGUCAUGUGCUUCGGGGACGACACCUGCUACGCGCUCGGCUUCGGCUUCCCCACCGUGCUGGUGCUUCUCUCCAUCUUCAUCUUUGCCGCGGGUAAAAGCUGGUACAGAAUAAAAGAGCCUCGCGAAAACGUUACAUUGAAAUUCGUCGCCUGCGCGUGGUACGCAGCGAAGAAGCGACUUCGUGAGAGUGGCACACCGCCCGAACAUUGGCUAGACUACUCCAUAAACAAGUAUGGUAGUAAGCUAGUCGAAGACAUGAAGAUCGUCUUCUCCAUCUUAUAUUUGUACCUGCCCGUGCCCAUAUUUUGGUCUCUAUUUGAUCAACAGGGCUCACGUUGGACGUUCCAAGCGUCCCGGCUGCGCAGCGAGCUGUUCGGGCUGACGCUGAUGCCCGACCAGCUGCAGGUGCUGAACCCGGCGCUGGUGCUGCUGCUGAUCCCCGUGUGCCCGGGCGGCGCGUGCCCGCUGCUGCCCGAGCUGCCGCCGCUCACGAAGAUGUUCAUCGGUGGCAUGCUGGCCGCCAUGGCCUUCUUUGCGGCCGGCAUACUCCAAGUCGGCAUCGAGCGAUCGACGCUGCAGGCGCCGGGGCGGCACCACUCGGGGCUGGUGGUGCUGAGCACGCUGGCGUGCCCGGUGGAGCUGACGGUGCGCGGCGCGGGCGCGGCGGGCGUGCUGCUGCCGGCCCGCGGCAGCGCGCUGCUGACGCCGCUGCCGCACGCGCAGCUCGCGCUGCACGCCGCCUGCGCGCGCUCCUGCGACGGACGACACAUGCGUCAGCACGAAAUCACCACCACCGUCAGAACUGUUGCAGGACUUUUCACACCAGUUGUAAUUGGACAAGAUUCGGAUGACCACAUAUCGUUUCAUUUUAUGGACCCUAACGCAUUCUCCAAAUCUUUAUCUGGGAAGCCUAAACUGAAAGUGGUAUACGUGGGCGAGACGGAGCCGAACAGGAACGUGACGCUAUCGAUCGAGAGCGACAAGCAGCUGGUGGACAUCUACUACGUGUCUGACUCCCCCGUCAACAACAUCGCCGAGUCGGCGUACAUGCACUUGGCUCCCGGCAGGUACAGAUGGCGCGCGGAGCACGCGGGAGGAGCGCUGGGCGCGGGCUGCGGCACGCUGCGCGCGGGCGGCGUGUACGUGCUGAGCGCGCGCGCGCGCCGCGGCCGCCUCGACAGCGUGCAGCUGCACGCGCCCAACCCGCCCAACGAACUGCACCUCGCCUGGCUGCUGCCCCAGUACCUGCUCAUCUCCUGCGCAGAGAUCUUGUUCGCCGUCUCCGGGCUGGAGUUCUCCUUCACUCAGGCACCGAAGAGCAUGAAAACGAUAACGAUAGCGGCUUGGUACAUGUCGGUGGCCGUGGGCAAUUUUAUCGUCAUACUGGUUGCUCAAACCAAAGUCUUCGAAUCCAGGGCUACCGAGUUCUUCGUGUACGCUACCGUCCUGACGAUCGCGAUGCUCAGUUUCCUCAAGAUGGCCCAGGGCUACGAGCCUCGCAGCCUGGAUGAAGACUACUCAGAGGAAAGUGCCUUACUGCUGAAGGGGUUGUCCAAGAUGCUAUCAGUGCGGUCGGCGACGACGUCGAGCACGUUCGCGGGCGCGGCGAGCGCGGCGUCGUGCCUGGGGCGCAUGGAGCGCGCGCCGCCCGGCGCCUGGCCGCCGCGCGCUCACGUGCACCUCGCCACGCCCACCGACAGCGACGUGCAAGCCACCACGCUGGCUAAGAACUGACAUAGUAUAACGACGACCCAGUAGUGAAUCUCCCGCGUACCGAUCGCGGGAGACUCACUUUGACUCUCUCACACGCGCCGCGCGCGAACUUGGCAGCGCCACGCGGCGUGGCACGUACUGGCGCGACCGCGAUCGUCCGUUUUCACAUGAACUCUCUGCACCUCGCUCGCGCAGAGCGCUACUCAAGGACAAACCGCGCGGCGCAAAAUUUGUUAGAAGAAUUAUUACUGUUUUAUACUGUUAUGAACUGACUCCCAAGCCGCGACGAUGGCCUUUUUUUCUUAC
This is a messenger RNA of Leguminivora glycinivorella, 4302 nucleotides long. RefSeq lists its product as uncharacterized. Gene Ontology annotation, molecular function: transmembrane transporter activity. Lineage: Eukaryota; Metazoa; Arthropoda; Insecta; Lepidoptera; Tortricidae. Gene Ontology annotation, cellular component: RQC complex; membrane. Bases 1 to 4017 code for a protein of 1338 amino acids. The record is from RefSeq and is a predicted model, not a curated record. The transcript is spliced from 27 exons. Gene Ontology annotation, biological process: oligopeptide transport; transmembrane transport.